Bufo gargarizans (Asiatic toad) is the source of this 2137-nucleotide messenger RNA. Its product is annotated as zinc finger protein 2-like. Bases 26 to 2044 code for a protein of 672 amino acids. Lineage: Eukaryota; Metazoa; Chordata; Amphibia; Anura; Bufonidae. The transcript has 4 exons. The record is from RefSeq and is a predicted model, not a curated record.
CAAGGAUCUGUACAAGGACGUCACGAUGGAGGACCACCAGCCCCUCACAUCACCAGGAAGAUCCAGUAAGAGAAGAACACCAGAGAGAUGUCCCAGUCCUCUUCUUCCACAGGAUCAUCAGCUUUUGAAUCAGGAGGAAGAUCUGAAUAAUAUUAAUGCUACAGAAACAUAUGCGAUCGGUGAUGACCAGUGUAAGGAGGAACCUCCUACAGAAACAUGUGUGAGUGCUAAUGACCAGUGUAAGGAGGAACCUCCUACAGAAACAUGUGUGAGUGCUGAUGUCCAGUGUAAGGAGGAACUUCCUACGGAGACAUAUGUGGGAGGUGAUGACCAGUGUAAGGAGGAACUUCCUACGGAGACAUAUGUGAGGGGUGAUGCCCAGUGUAAGGAGGAACUUCCUGCGGAGACAUAUGUGGGAGGUGAUGACCAGUGUAAGGAGGAACUUCCUACGGAGACAUAUGUGGGAGGUGAUGACCAGUGUAAGGAGGAACUUCCUACGGAUACAUAUGUGGAAGGUGAUGACCAGUGUAAGGAGGAACUUCCUGCGGAGACAUAUGUGGGAGGUGAUGACCAGUGUAAGGAGGAACUUCCUACGGAGACAUAUGUGGGAGGUGAUGACCAGUGUAAGGAGGAACUUCCUACGGAUACAUAUGUGGAAGGUGAUGACCAGUGUAAGGAGGAACUUCCUACGGAUACAUAUGUGGAAGGUGAUGACCAGUGUAAGGAGGAACUUCCUACGGAUACAUAUGUGGAAGGUGAUGACCAGUGUAAGGAGGAACUUCCUACGGAUACAUAUGUGGAAGGUGAUGACCAGUGUAAGGAGGAAAUUACUAUGGACACAUAUGUGUGGGAUGAUGAACAGUAUAUGGAAGAAUCUCCUACAUAUAACCAGCCAGAUGACUGUUCCAGGAGCUCAGAGACACCUCUGGUAUCUUCAUAUUUUAAAGCAGAUGAAGGUGGUAUUACUCAAGACACAUAUGAAAAACAUGUCAUUGUCUCAGAUGUACCCUCAGCCCUUCACAGCAGAGAUCAAUCAUCUGAUCCUUUUAAACAUCUCCUAUCUUCUGAUUCAUCACAAGCUGUAAAUCAGAAUAAUAGUCACAAAAAGGAUGUUGUAGGUCAAAGAACGCACACAGGGAAGAAAACAUUUAUUUGCUCAGAAUGCGGGAAAUGUUGUUCUCUGAAAACAGAUCUUGAAAGACAUCAGAGAAUUCACACAGGAGAAAAGCCAUAUUCAUGUUCAGAGUGUGGAAAAAGUUAUACUCGGAAAUUACAUCUUGUUCAACACAUGGUGAGUCACAAAGGGGAGAAGCCAUUUUCUUGUCCAGAAUGUGGGAAACGUUUUCACCAGAAAAAAAGACUCGUUGAACAUCAGAGAAAUCACACAGGAGAGAAACCAUAUUCAUGCGCAGAAUGCGGGAAAUGUUUUAUUCAUAAAUUAAGUAUGGUCAAACAUCAAAGCCUUCACAGUGAAGAUAAGCCAUUUUCAUGUCCUGAAUGUGGAAAGUGUUUUAGUCUGAAGUCAUCUCUUAAUGCACAUCAAAGAAGUCACAGAGAAGAAAGAUUUUCGUGCCCAGAAUGUGGGAAAUGUUACAAAUCUAAAUCAUCUCUCGUUAUACAUCAAAAAAUUCACACAGGAGACCAACCAUUUUCAUGUUUAGAAUGUGGGAAACGAUAUGCGGUGAAAUCACUUCUUGCUCAACAUCUGAAGAGUCACGCAGAAGAGAAGCCAUAUUCAUGUUCAGAAUGUGGCAAAGGUUUUACUCAGAAAUCACAUCUUGUUGGACAUCUGAGAAUUCACACAGGGGAGAAGCCAUACUCAUGUCCAGAAUGUGGCAAGUGUUUUGCUCAGAAAGUGAACGUCAUCGUACAUCAAAACACUCACACAGGAGUGAAGCCAUAUUCAUGUUCAGAAUGUGGGAAAUGUUUUACUCAGAAAUCAAGUUUCCUUAAGCACCAGAGAAUGAACACACACAAAGAAAAACCUACAAUAAUUGGAGGCAAAAUACUGGUAUAUCCUACCACAAAAAGGAAAAGCAAAUAAUAGCAAUGGAUGAUGAUAAAACAUAUACAAUUAAGGUCUGUUAUCCAAAUAGCAAAUCAGUGUUUCAAAACUUAUUAGCAAUUAUUAAUAAAU